AUGUCCAAAGAAAACUCAACAACCCUCUGGAAUUCCGUGCUGGAUAACGAUUAUACAACUUACUCCAAGAUCUCCAACAUUCUCUUAAACCCUUCAAUACCACUGAAACACAUCCCUCUGCGAAUAUACAUACCCUCCACGCCGACUCCAGUUCUUUCUCCCACCGAAUCCACAUCCGCACUCGGUUCUUUCAAGAUCGUACAAACCCUCAUACCACCACGGACGUCCGCACGGGAAGUACAAACAUUAGGAUCCGCUUUGAACACCAUAUUGCCGGGUUUGUUUCCCAGCAGGAGAGAUCCGAUACUGGCGGAACCAGUGUUACAUGGAGCAGCGGUACCAUUCAGGGCACCACUUGAAGAAUUGAUGAGAGAAGCCGCCUAUGCGGACGGAUGGUUGCAUUUGUGCGUUGUUAUGGUUGAUGCUUAA
This is a messenger RNA of Glarea lozoyensis ATCC 20868, 429 nucleotides long. RefSeq lists its product as uncharacterized. Gene Ontology annotation, biological process: C-terminal protein lipidation; nucleophagy; cellular response to nitrogen starvation. The record is from RefSeq and is a predicted model, not a curated record. The coding region runs from base 1 to 429 and encodes 142 amino acids. Gene Ontology annotation, cellular component: phagophore assembly site membrane; cytoplasm; Atg12-Atg5-Atg16 complex. Lineage: Eukaryota; Fungi; Ascomycota; Leotiomycetes; Helotiales; Helotiaceae. The transcript is spliced from 2 exons.